AUGGCGGCCGAGGUGUCGACGUCGAGUGACGCGCUCGAUAUCCGCCUCGAGCUGACCUGGUCGGGCGUUCGCGACCAGCGCAGCCACACGGGCACGUGGCUGGACACGUUCGCCGUCUACUCGGUGAGCGACGGCCCGGAUCGAGCUGUCUUCCGCGAGCUGGACCGUUCCAAACCAGGCAAGGACUGCGCGGCCGUCUUCGCCACCUCGUACUGCUUCGGCGAGACGCACCUGCUGCUCUUCGAGCUGUUCAGCGUGAACCGCAUAUCCAAAGCGAACGAGCCCAUAGGUCGCGCUGUGUGCGGCGCCAUUGACAUGCUCGUCUACCUGGACACGCCCUACACGCGGACUCUGGUGGACAGGAAAGGAGCCAAGGUACCCGGCAGCAUCACGGUGGUUCCCCGCGCCGCCAGUCACCCGGGCGGUUUUGUGGCGCUCGAGUUCUCGGCCCGCUCGCUUCCGGUCAAGAAGCUGUUCCGCUCGAGCGACCCCAUGCUGGAGCUCUGCGCCCAGGACGGCAACGCGGUCCUCGUCACCGAGGUGGUCUCGCGCAACCGGACGCCGCGCUGGAAGCCGCAGGUGGUCAACUCCGACCGCUUUCCCGGCGGCGUUCUGAAGGCUCGCUGCUACGACGUGAGCCUGACCGGGGAGCGCACCUUAAUCGGCCAGGCGAUCGUGCUGCUCGACGAGGUCGAGACCGGCACCGUGCUCCCGCUAGAGGUGCCCGCGGUCGCGGCGGCGGGUCUUGAGCCCAGCUUGGGUGACGAGCUGCCCGCGCUGCUCGUGGAGCGGUGUCGCCAGUUUCCCUGGACGCUCAUCGACUACCUGCACGGCGACUUCUCGCUGCACUUCGCCUUCGUGGUGGACCUGAGCUCCUCGAACGGCGACCUGAGCGCCGGAAGCGAGAUGCGGCGCCAGUACGAGUCGGUCAUCCUCGCGUUCGACGACGUCGUGCAGCAGUUCGACGAAGACCAGCUCCUGCCGGCGCUGGCCUUCGGCGCCCGCUCCUCAGCCGGUUUGAUCAGCGAACCUUUCGCAUUCCUCUCGGCCAAGGGACAGCCUCGCGUCAACGGCGUUCAGGGAGUGCUGGAGGCGUACACCCAGAGCCUCGAACGGCUGCUCCCGUCCGAGCCUUCGGAACUGGCGCCUGCCCUGAUGUACCUGGCCCAGCUUUCGCAACCGGCCCGGUAUCACGUGGUGCUGGUCCUAACGGACGGCCGACUGGACUACGGGCUGAGCACGCUGGACUGCCUGGCGAAGGCGUCGACGUGCGCCAUGUCCGUCGUGCUCCUGGUGAUCGGCGAAGAAGGCUGCAGCCGCGCGCUUCGCCGGGACUUGCUGUCGCGCCGUCGUGCGGGCUUACGAGAGUGCGUGCACGUACUCGAAGUGGCACCAUACCGCGACCGCAUGCACUUGCUGCCGCGAGAGGCGCUGGUCGCAGUGCCGGAGCAGGUGGUGCAGUUCCUGGCGCUCAACGACGUCGAGCCCGCACUUGGCGUCCAGUGA
Messenger RNA from Dermacentor andersoni, 1506 nucleotides. Its product is annotated as copine-9-like. The record is from RefSeq and is a predicted model, not a curated record. Gene Ontology annotation, cellular component: plasma membrane. Gene Ontology annotation, molecular function: calcium-dependent phospholipid binding. Lineage: Eukaryota; Metazoa; Arthropoda; Arachnida; Ixodida; Ixodidae. Gene Ontology annotation, biological process: cellular response to calcium ion.